ACGAGCGCCGCUGUGAUUGGUGAGGCCCCGCCAGGGGUGGAGACGACCUUGCCGCCGGCGGGAACUCUGGGUCUCGCGGUUUGGCAGCGCCACUCGCCAGGUGGACCCGGAGUCCGCGAGCGUCGUCGGCAAGUGGCUGCCUUUACCCGGUACCCCGAGCACCAUGUCGUCCCCGGCGUCGACCCCGAGCCGCCGCGGCAGCCGGCGUGGAAGGGCCACCCCUGCCCAGACGCCUCGAAGUGAGGAUGCCAGGUCAUCUCCCUCUCAGAGACGUAGAGGCGAGGAUUCCACCUCCACGGGGGAGUUGCAGCCGAUGCCAACCUCGCCUGGAGUGGACCUGCAGAGCCCUGCCGCGCAGGACAUGCUGUUUUCCAGCCCUCCCCAAAUGCAUUCUUCAGCUAUCCCUCUUGACUUCGAUGUUAGUUCACCACUGACAUAUGGCACUCCCAGCUCUCGGGUAGAGGGAACACCAAGAAGUGGUGUUAGGGGCACACCUGUGAGACAGAGGCCUGACCUGGGCUCUGCACAGAAGGGCCUGCAAGUGGAUCUGCAGUCUGAUGGGGCAUCAGCAGAAGAUAUAGUGGCAAGUGAGCAGUCUCUAGGCCAAAAACUUGUGAUCUGGGGAACAGAUGUAAAUGUGGCAGCAUGCAAAGAAAACUUUCAGAGAUUUCUUCAGCGUUUUAUUGACCCUCUGGCUAAAGAGGAAGAAAAUGUUGGCAUAGAUAUUACUGAACCUCUAUACAUGCAACGACUUGGGGAGAUUAAUGUUAUUGGCGAGCCAUUUUUAAAUGUAAACUGUGAACACAUCAAAUCAUUUGACAAAAAUUUGUAUAGACAACUCGUCUCUUACCCACAGGAAGUUAUUCCAACUUUUGACAUGGCUGUCAAUGAAAUCUUCUUUGACCGUUACCCUGACUCAAUCUUAGAACAUCAGAUUCAAGUGAGACCAUUCAACGCAUUGAAGACUAAGAACAUGAGAAACCUGAAUCCGGAAGACAUUGACCAGCUCAUCACCAUCAGCGGCAUGGUGAUCAGGACAUCCCAGCUGAUUCCCGAGAUGCAGGAGGCCUUCUUCCAGUGCCAAGUGUGUGCCCACACGACCCGGGUGGAGAUGGACCGCGGCCGCAUUGCAGAGCCCAGUGUGUGCGGGCGCUGCCACACCACCCACAGCAUGGCACUCAUCCACAACCGCUCCCUCUUCUCUGACAAGCAGAUGAUCAAGCUUCAGGAGUCUCCGGAAGACAUGCCUGCAGGGCAGACACCACACACAGUCAUCCUGUUUGCUCACAAUGAUCUCGUUGACAAGGUCCAGCCUGGGGACAGAGUGAAUGUUACAGGCAUCUAUCGAGCUGUGCCUAUUCGAGUCAAUCCAAGAGUGAGUAAUGUGAAGUCUGUCUACAAAACCCACAUUGAUGUCAUUCAUUAUCGGAAAACGGAUGCGAAACGUCUUCAUGGCCUUGAUGAAGAAGCAGAACAGAAACUUUUUUCAGAGAAACGUGUGGAAUUGCUUAAGGAACUUUCCAGGAAACCAGACAUUUAUGAGAGGCUUGCUUCAGCCUUGGCUCCAAGCAUUUAUGAACAUGAAGAUAUAAAGAAGGGAAUUUUGCUUCAGCUCUUUGGCGGGACAAGGAAGGAUUUUAGUCACACUGGAAGGGGCAAAUUUCGGGCUGAGAUCAACAUCUUGCUGUGUGGCGACCCUGGUACCAGCAAGUCCCAGCUGCUGCAGUACGUGUACAACCUCGUCCCCAGGGGCCAGUACACGUCUGGGAAGGGCUCCAGUGCAGUUGGCCUCACUGCGUAUGUAAUGAAAGACCCUGAGACAAGGCAGCUGGUCCUGCAGACAGGUGCUCUUGUCCUGAGUGACAACGGCAUCUGCUGUAUCGAUGAGUUCGACAAGAUGAAUGAAAGUACAAGAUCGGUAUUGCAUGAAGUCAUGGAACAGCAGACUCUGUCCAUUGCAAAGGCUGGGAUCAUCUGUCAGCUCAAUGCGCGCACCUCUGUCCUGGCAGCAGCAAAUCCCAUUGAGUCUCAGUGGAAUCCUAAAAAAACAACCAUUGAAAACAUCCAGUUGCCUCAUACUUUAUUAUCAAGGUUUGAUUUGAUCUUCCUCAUGCUGGACCCUCAGGAUGAAGCUUAUGACAGGCGCCUGGCUCACCACCUGGUCGCACUGUACUACCAGAGCGAGGAGCAGGCGGAGGAGGAGCUCCUGGACAUGGCGGUGCUAAAGGACUACAUUGCCUAUGCGCACAGCACCAUCAUGCCGCGGUUAAGUGAGGAAGCCAGCCAGGCUCUCAUCGAGGCUUAUGUAGACAUGAGGAAGAUUGGCAGUAGCCGGGGAAUGGUUUCUGCAUACCCUCGACAGCUGGAGUCAUUAAUCCGCUUAGCAGAAGCCCAUGCUAAAGUAAGAUUGUCUAACAAAGUUGAAGCCAUUGAUGUGGAAGAGGCCAAACGCCUCCAUCGGGAAGCUCUGAAGCAGUCUGCAACUGAUCCCCGGACUGGCAUCGUGGACAUAUCUAUUCUUACUACAGGGAUGAGUGCCACCUCUCGUAAACGGAAAGAAGAAUUAGCUGAAGCAUUGAAAAAGCUUAUUUUAUCUAAGGGCAAAACACCAGCUCUAAAAUACCAGCAACUUUUUGAAGAUAUUCGGGGACAAUCUGACAUAGCAAUUACUAAAGAUAUGUUUGAAGAAGCACUGCGUGCCCUGGCAGAUGAUGAUUUCCUGACGGUGACUGGGAAGACCGUGCGCUUGCUCUGAAGCCUUGUGAGCAAGGAAGGCUGCCUGCAUGUCCUGCUUGCUGCACGCCACAUGGGUGUGGUCUGCAUCUCAGUUGGCCGCCAUCAGUGUAAAUAGAGCUUAAAGUCAUGGUUUAGCUGCAUAAAAAUUUUCUAACUUGGGUUCAAUAUUUGUAAUGAAGUAUCUGUUUUCAUUUUUUUCACGUUAUAAAUAAAAAUACUAUGCUGGCCGGGCACGGCGGCUCACACCUGUAAUCCCAGCACUUUGGGAGGCCGAGGCGGGUGGAUCACGAGGUCAGGAGUUCAAGACCAGCCUAGCCAAGAUGGUGAAACCCCGUCUCUACUAAAGAUAACAAAAAAUUAGCUGGGCGUGGUGGUACGCGCCUGUAAUCCCAGCUACUAGGGAGGCUGAGGCAGGAGAAUCGCUUGAACCCAGGCGGCAGAGGUUGCAGUGAGCCAAGAUCGUGCCACUGCACUCCAGCCUCAGCAGCAGAGUGAGACUGUCUCAAAAAAAAAAAAAAACGAUGCCAAUUUGCAAACAUACUGUAAAGAUUAUUUUCAAGUGCCAUUUUAUAGUAUAGCAGCAGGGCUUUUACUCUGUGUAUGCACAGAUGCAGUCUAGGGCAUGGUUUGUGUGCUGGACUUUCUCAUGGCCAUCAUCAGUAUGCGUAUGGAUUUGAUGACAGGCAUAGCCAGGGCAUAUCACCUCAUUGGUAAAGGGCUAGAGCCUUUCUUUUUUAUGGCAGUUUUAUUUUUGUUGUUGUGUUUUUUUUUUUGUUUUUGUUUUUUGUUUUUUGUUUUUUUUUUUUGAGACAGGGUCUUACUCUGUCACCCUGGCUAGAGUACACUGGUACAAUCACGGCUCAAUGCAGCCUUAACCUCCUGGGCUCAGGUGUAUGUCACUAUACCCGGCUACUUUUUGUAUUUUUUGGUAGAGACAGGGCUUCGCCGUGUUGCCCAGGCUGCAAGCGAUAUGCCUAGGCUCAAGCGAUCUGUCCACCUCAACUUCUGGAAGUGCUGAGAUUACAGGUGUGAGCCACUGCACCCAGCCUUUGUUUUAUUUUUUAUUUUUUGAGAGAUAUGAUUCUUUCUAGAGGUUUUUUUCUCAUGGCUACUAUUAGAUCAGGAAUGGGUGAUUGGAGAUUAUUAGAUUCUAGGUUAACUUCUACCCCUUUACCCUAAUACGUAAAACUUCCUAAAUAAAUGAUAGAAGGAAUAAUAUUUGGUUAUCUGGCAUUAUUUUUCAGUAAGAAAAAAGCUUUACUAACCACUACAUUCAUGGAAAUUUGUAGGGGUAAGUAUUUUAUAGGUCAUAAAAAACACCAUAAUAUAAUAUAACGAAUCUCGUUUUCUUUAAAUAUAAAUUAAAUCCUAACAGUCAUCUUUAUAAAAUGACCAUAGGCUAAAAUUUUAUGUGUAAGUACUACUACAAUAAAUAAUUUCUGAAACCUUUAAA
Pongo pygmaeus (Bornean orangutan) is the source of this 4189-nucleotide messenger RNA. It is a transcript of the gene MCM4, whose product is annotated as minichromosome maintenance complex component 4. Gene Ontology annotation, molecular function: single-stranded DNA binding; single-stranded DNA helicase activity; ATP binding. The record is from RefSeq and is a predicted model, not a curated record. The coding region runs from base 164 to 2755 and encodes 863 amino acids. Gene Ontology annotation, biological process: DNA strand elongation involved in DNA replication; mitotic DNA replication initiation; double-strand break repair via break-induced replication. The transcript is spliced from 17 exons. Gene Ontology annotation, cellular component: MCM complex; nucleus. NCBI's taxonomy places the organism in Eukaryota, Metazoa, Chordata, Mammalia, Primates, Hominidae.